This is a messenger RNA of Mesoplodon densirostris (Blainville's beaked whale), 935 nucleotides long. RefSeq names its product voltage-dependent anion-selective channel protein 1-like. Gene Ontology annotation, cellular component: mitochondrial outer membrane. Gene Ontology annotation, molecular function: voltage-gated monoatomic anion channel activity. Gene Ontology annotation, biological process: monoatomic anion transmembrane transport. The transcript has a single exon. The coding region runs from base 3 to 854 and encodes 283 amino acids. The record is from RefSeq and is a predicted model, not a curated record. NCBI's taxonomy places the organism in Eukaryota, Metazoa, Chordata, Mammalia, Artiodactyla, Ziphiidae.
AGAUGGCUGUGCCUCUCACGUAUGCUGAUCUUGGCAAAUCUGCCAGGGAUGUCUUCACCAAGGGCUAUGGGUUUGGCUUAAUAAAACUUGAUUUGAAAACAAAAUCUGAGAAUGGACUGGAAUUUACAAGCUCAGGUUCAGCUGACACCGAGACCACCAAAGUGACGGGCAGUCUGGAAACCAAGUACAGAUGGACCGAAUAUGGUCUGACGUUUACAGAGAAAUGGAACACUGACAACACACUAGGCACGGAGAUUACUGUGGAAGAUCAGCUUGCACGUGGCCUGAAGCUGACCUUCGAUUCAUUCUUCUCUCCAAACACUGGGGAAAAAAAUGCUAAAAUCAAGACAGGGUACAAGCAGGAACAUAUCAACCUGGGCUGUGAUGUGGAUUUCGACAUUGCCGGGCCUUCCAUCCGGGGUGCUCUGGUGCUGGGUUAUGAGGGCUGGCUGUCUGGCUACCAGAUGAAUUUUGAGACCGCAAAGUCUCAAGUGACCCAGAGCAACUUUGCAGUUGGCUACAAGACCGAUGAGUUCCAGCUUCACACUAAUAUAAAUGAUGGGAUAGAGUUUGGCGACUCCAUUUAUCAGAAGGUGAACAAGAAGUUGGAGACUGCUGUUAAUCUAGUCUGGACAGCGGGAAACAGUAACACUCGCUUCAGAAUAGCAGCCAAGUACCAGAUCGACCCUGACGCCUGCUUCUUGGCUAAAGUGAAAAACUCCAGCCUCAUAGGGUUAGGAUAUACUCAGACCCUAAAGCCAGGUAUCAAACUGACACUGUCAGCUCUGCUGGAUGGCAAGAAUGUCAAUGCUGGUGGCCACAAGCUUGGUCUAGGACUGGAGUUUCAAGCAUAAAUGAAUACUGUACAAUUGUUUAAUUUUAAACUAUUUUGCAGCAUAACUACCUUCAGAAUUUAGUGUACCUUUUAAUGUUAU